This is a messenger RNA of Paramecium primaurelia, 1268 nucleotides long. The record is from the annotation of a GenBank genome assembly. Lineage: Eukaryota; Ciliophora; Oligohymenophorea; Peniculida; Parameciidae.
AUGAAACAAAGAGGAUUGUUAGGAUAAAUCAAUUCUGAAUCCGAAAACUCACAAACAAAAAAUAUAGAAAAGCAAAAACAGAAAACACCUUCAAAAUUAUAAUAAUAGGGAGAAUUUGUUUCUUUUAGUCCGUUGUAACUCACAUAAAAGUAUCUGUAUAGUUUAAUUAUAUAGUACAAUGCCUUUUGAUUAAUUUUAAUUAUAGGGUUAGGCCAAGAGUAACAAUAAUACAAAAUAAAAUUCCUCUGUCAUUAUUUUACAUAAUUUUUUAACGUAGACUUAACUCAUAUAAACAACUAUUAAAGUAUUUCAUGAGAAAUAUGAAAAUUUUAAGAUUUUAAAAGAAAGCAAUUUAUGUCAAGUAACUUUUUUUAAAUAAUAUUAGAUUGUUUAAUGCAGAAAUAUAUUCACAAAAGAAUAUUUCAUAGCAAAAAUAUGUUUGAAAGGGCAAAAUGUAAAUAUUGUUAACUAAUUUAAGUCUUAAAUCAAUAGUGAAAUUAGAGUAUGUAACACUUUAUUAAAGUAACACCAUUCAGGUUUAAUGAAGUUAUAAGAAAUGUUUUCUGAUAAGGAUACUCACAUCUUUGUCUAUGAGUAUAUGAAUGGAGGUACUCUAUUUGAAUACAUUCAAAAGAAGCAUCUUAAAUUAGAUGAAUCAGAGGUUAGAUCUAUAUUUAAAUAAAUCCUAAAAGCUUUGAAACAUUUACAUUCUCUUAAUAUAAUACAUAGAGACUUAAAAUUAGAUAAUAUUAUGUUUAAAGUGAAAGGAGAUGUCAAAUCACUUAAACUAAUUGAUUUUGGUUAUGCAACAUUACUCUCAGACACUAAGAAUAUGAAAUUCAGAUGUGGAACUCCUGGCUAUGUUGCUCCAGAAAUAUAUUAAGAAUCACUACUAUAUAACUAAUUAUGUGACAUCUAUAGUUUAGGAGCUAUAGCACAUAUAUUAGCGACUGGAAAACGCAUAUAUUCUUCAAAUUUGACUUCAAAGGAGAUAUGUGAAUUUAAUAGACUAAAUCAAUAUGAAAUCCAUGAGAAUUUAAAAUGCCCAUUGUUGUUAGAUCUUAUAACAUAAAUGCUCAAAGAAUUUACGAGUAGACCAUCAGCUUAAGAUUGUUUAAUACAUCCCUAUUUUAUUAAAUUCUCUUAAUUUAAAGUUUCUUAAGAUCGCAUAAAUUAAUAGUAAGAAUAUAUUUAUCCCUUUUAGAAUAUAUAAUCUCACGUUUCCACAAUUUAAAAAUCCUUUUCAAUCUUACUAUUAAUAAAAAUGA